Molecule: messenger RNA, 6291 nt
Organism: Bursaphelenchus okinawaensis
Lineage: Eukaryota; Metazoa; Nematoda; Chromadorea; Rhabditida; Aphelenchoididae
Source: the annotation of a GenBank genome assembly
AUGGAAGGUUUUACCUUACUCAAGCAUGGAAAUGUAAGUCUUUGUUUUAUGAUUUUUUAAUUUUAGGUAACAUAGUAAUUGAGAUGUGAUUAUUGAGCUACAACUUUAUUUAUUGGUAAAAGCUUUUAUUUAAAAAUUUUAAAUUGAAUUCUGGCUUCGCCGACCUUUUUUUUUAAUUUAGGUAACAAAAACACAAAAAAUGCGUUUAAAAUUUUUCUGAAUAUCAGAUAAAAAAUGUUUAAAAAAUAUAUUAAUUUUAAAAAGUUGGCGUAUUUUAGCCCCAAGAACGUAAGCCGGAUCCAAAUCUAAUAAGUCCAGGCUCAACGACAUCUCAACAUAAGCCAUCAAAGCCUUAUAAACAUCCGAAUGGUUCAGUGCCUUUAGUUAGUGACUCUUUUGAUCUCAUGAACUUUAUCAAAUCAAAACUGUCAGAAAAUGAAAAGAUCAAGAAUGUAAUUGGGAUAAUAGGUCUUCAAGGUUCUGGAAAGUCUACGUUAUUAUCAAUGUUGGCUGGAAACAAGCCGCAGGAUCAGUUUAGGUUGGUUUGUUUUUGCAACUUUGGAUUUCUGGGUUUUUAAGCGUAAGCCUAUUUAAAUUAAGUAUUGUGAAUUGAUAAUAUUUUAUUUAUUUAAAGUUUAGUUAUAUUUUAUAGUAACUGUCAUUAAAAUUUUAGGCAGUACAUUUUCCGACCAGCUACUAAAGAUACCACUGAAUCUGGAUAUUACCAGACGAAUGGCAUCAAUGUGUAUAUUAAUGAUGCUAGAAAUGUUUACAUUGAUUGUAGAGUAAGUCUUCGGGGCUGUGUGAUAGUCUUCAGUGCUUUAUGGCUCGGUUUUUUACAAUAUAAUCUCUAGAAAGACACUUUUUUUGUUAAUUUUAAAAUUUCAAUCUAAAAUGUAAUGCAAAUAUUUAUUUUAUACCCAUUUUUUAGCCUUUCAACUCAGGAACGAUUCUAGAAGAAUAUAAUAAACGGAAUAGACAAGACGGCAAGAACCAGUUUAAAAUGUUUCAAGCUGAUGAUCUGACUUUAGUUUCAACGAUGCUGGACAUUUGUCAUACUGUGAUCUUGUCAAUUGACUGGUUCAUCGACAUGAAUAUGAUUCAGGAACUUUUGAGAGCUUCUUUGUACUCGGAAUUUAACAGCAGAAAGUUUGCUGGGUAUCCGAAGAGAACUAAUUUGAGUACGUUUUGGUUAAAGUUAAAGGUUUUUGUUUUUUAGGGGUUUAACCAAUGAUAAUAUUGGAGAAAAUGGCAGUUAAACGACACUUUAUUAAGUUUUUUGUACUAAUAAUGUAUUUUACAGCCUUGAAAAAUAUUUUACGAACGAGAAAAGAUGCAAAAUUAUCAGUUCAAUUUUAAAAAAUAAUAUUUUUAGUUGUCGUACAUCAACGAGCUCAACCCACCGACUUUGAAGUGGAAAUGGUGAAAGAACGGAUCCAAAUUCUGAAGUCAAUGUUUCACGACAGCCGAAUUAAUAUUUAUGGAGGUGUUUCCAUGAAGAAAUUGGGUUUCGAACGAUAUAAUGGUUGUGAUGAAGAUGUUAAUUAUGUUUUGUUAGACGAGUUCCCUCUUUGGAACAAGGAUUGUGAGUUUUUUGGGAUUUGAGGGUAAAAUAAGGGGUAUAAGUGAAUAUUUAUCUUUGAUUUUAAGGUCACUAUGUCUGACGAUCUUAUAAGAGUUUUUACGCUUUGAAUUUUAUGGCUAUUUUGAAGGUUUUAAUCUAAAUUUUACGUAAAUUUGGCAAAAAAUUUAUGAGAAAUUUGAAUUUCAAGAUUUAUUUAGAAACAUUUUUUAUAAAACCUUUAUAAAACAUCAUAAAAAACGUCAUUUUAGGCUUUGUUGAAGUGGACGUACACAAAAUUCCGUUCAGCGUAGUAGUAGACAAGCUUAAAGAAGCCAUCCUAACACUCCCCAGGUACCCAUUCCGUCUCAUAUCUCAUCAAAGAGUUCUUCGCCUCAGACCAGAAGAAGUGUACGGUAAAACGAGGAUCAGAAGCCGAGACAAACGGCCGAAUUUCAACGAUAAAGACGACACUCAUGAGACUCAAUUCCAACCCGAUCAUCUACCAAACAUCACCCUGAAGCAAAACGAACCUCCGCCCGCCGAACCCUGGAAUGACCUCGAUUCAAUUCUCGCUUUGACGCCGGCUAGCUCAGUCGAUAGCGCCGCCGAAAUUGUCAGACUUUUGCAUUUGACAACCAAGAACAUCAAGAAUGAGGAUUUUGUGGGAGGAUUGUUGCCUAGUGAGGAUAAGGAAAUGACCGAGGUGGACUGGUAAGGGUAUUUUUGGUUUUGUUGAGGUACAAUACGAAAUAUUAUUGGUUUGUUUAAAUAUAAAAAAUGAAUACUGAUCAAGUCAAGUUAAAGUCGGUUUUAAAAAACGUUUUUGCUUUUAUUUUUGUAUUACUGUUUGAAUGAAAAACAAAAAACAGCGAAAAUAUGGAAAUACGGGGCUUGAAAACGGAUGUGAACAGUUUGGUAACAGCAGUCAUUCAGCUUCGAAACGUUUCAAACGCAUUUCCUCCGGUUAUUUGUUGAAGUUUUCACGAUUUUUGCGAAGUUUAUCGAGUUGGAAACGUAGUUUUGAGGGUUUUAGGGAUAAUAUGAGCAUUGUCUAGGGUAAAAAAUGAUUUUUUUGUUUUAGGUUAGUAGAAUUUGAAGAAUAGCGUUUUUUAAUUAUGUUUUUCGUUUUUUAAAUAAUUCUUGUUGUUGUAGGGGUAAGAGAUGUUUUUUAAGUUGUUUUGGUAUGAGGAGGUUAAAUUUUUUUGCCGUUGGGUACAUUAAAGUCUAUUUUUUGAAAAAUUGCGGGAAUUAAAAAAUACGUAGGAGCCGGCUGCAAAAACGUUUGUGUCGAGAAUUCCACGCGUAUUACCUUUUAUCUUUUUUUACGUUUUUCUUUCGGUUUCUAAAGCAGUUCUUUAAUUUAGGCAUUUGUAAAUCACAUCAAGCUGUAAUUUUUUAUUUCUAGACAGUUUUCAGUAAAUAAGUUUUUUAAGUACAGUUUGAACUCAAGGAGCGUAUUUUACGAAGUAUAGUUAUAAACAGUUUAUAACAAUUUUGAAAAAAAAAUGUUUUUUAGUUUGACUUCUUAUAUUAAAAAACUUUUUUUAGGUUCAAUUAUGCUGGCCGAGUGUUCAAAAACCACCUGGAUUACUACCACAACAAAUACUUUUUGAGUAACAACGGACGACUCGCCCCGAUUCUUCUACACAAACUGAAAGGAUCUACUCGGAUUGUCUACAAAAAGGAGCGUAUUCAAGGCAGGAACGAACGACGUGGCCACAGGUAUCAGAAGCAGCGCACGAUCAGCGAAGACAAGGAAGAAGCGCCAGAAGAAGACAAUAAAACGACUUCAGAAGUGGAUGAAGUCGAGAGUGAUCAUUCUUCAGAGCUAUCGUUCACUGAGUCUUCCGAAGAUGACAGUGAUUCAGAAGAGGAGGAAAAGAGAAGCAAAAAGUAUCAGAGAAGACGCGCGGCUUCUGACAGUUCGUAAGAAAGGAUUCUGGACGGAUUGUGUUAGAUUCUGGAGGAGAUUUUGAUGGAUUCUUGAGCCGAUUCUGAGUGCUUCUGGAAGGGUUUUGAUGGAGUUUUGAUGAUAUUGAUGUGAAAACACUAAAAUAUUGAUUUAGUCGAAAAAAGUACGAAGUUGUUAUGAGUUUAGCUUGGUCAAAAAGUAAAUAGAACAAGAAGAAAAGAUAGUUGAGGUUUAGAAAGGAAAGGAUGGUUGAGAUCUUAACCUUCUUUCUUUAUUAGGCUUUUGAUGUGAAGUAAGGCUUGUUUCUAUUCACUUUUUAACCAAAAAGCAUGAAUUCAAUGUAUAUUGACAUUGUCAUCAAGAAAUGAUUAUUUUUGUUGUAUUUUAUUUUGUUCAAAACUAUUGUUAAACUAUUGUAAAAUAAAUUGUUAAAAACCGGAAGAUGUUAUUCUUGCUUUAUAGCCGACGUUACGGUAAGCUACCUGAGUAUCUGGAUGUUUUGUCAUUUGUAUUAUUUUGGUAGUAGUAUUGGUAAUAUUGUUAAUAUGACUUCUGUAAGAAAAGAAAAACGAUGAUGUAUCACAUCAUAAUCAUCAUGUACGACGUCAUCAUCAUGAUUUGUUUAAUCUAAAGUUUCCAGGACUGGGAUCAGUUUAAUGGGCGCAUUCUCAAAUGUGCGUCAGGACACGAUAUUCACGUUGCAGGUGAUUGUCGUAUGUUUCACAUGGUAUACAUGUAGUUCAGGACAAAAUGUGGUUAACAAACUGGCUUUACAGGUAAGAAAUUGAUUUUUUGUUUGAUUUUUAGGUUAUUGACAAGGAUGUAUGGAUAAAAUCUUAAAAUUUGAUUUGAAGUUACCUAGAACUUUGAUUUUUAAAUAUUUAUGAAACUAGUUUAUUUAUUUUGUAGGCAAAAAAACUAGUUUUGCAUGUUUAACAGUACCCAUAGCUCUUGAAAUAAAUAUAUGAUGACAUUAAUUUUUACAUUUAGAAAUUUCCAUUUCCCCUAACGAUAGCAUUGUCAAGUUUGAUAAACAAUGUCAUCUACAGUAUACCGUUGAUGGCAUACCUACACAUAGAAGCUAUAACACCAAAACGGUCGUAUCUCCUCAAGACCAUCUUUCCUAUAUCAGCUGGACGAGCAUUGGCAGUGGGGUUCGCUUACUUUGGGUUACUCAAAGUGCCCGUUUCUUAUGCUCAAACAGGUAAGGAUAAGGUCGUGGUGCUUUUAUUACAUUAGCCUUGCUUUAAUUUUGAUUUGCUUCAGUCUUAUCUUACUUUAUCUCACCUUCGUCUACCCUACUCUACUUAUUUAUAUACUAACCAACCCUGCCCUGUUCUACCUUACUGUACCCUAUUCUAUCCUACCUUAAUUUAAUUUAUCUUGUUUUAUCUUACCCACUCUAUCUUGUCUAUAAUAACUUUUUGUUACUUCAGUAAAAGCCACGAUGCCGGUGUUCACGGUGAUAAUCUCACGUUACAUUUUGGGCGAAAGGCAGACUCUACGAAUAUACAUGUCCUUACUGCCAAUCAUUAUUGGAGUGUUUAUUGCAUCAAUAACAGAACUACAAUUUAAUCUGGCUGGACUAUGUUCAUCACUGUUUUCUACUUUUGUUUUUGCUGGUCUGAAUGUCUUGGCUAAAAAGGUAAAUUUUUUGUAAAAAGGAAUGUCAUUUUAAAAAGGCAUGUUAAACGUUUUUUUUAGUUUAAAAAAGGUUUGACAUACUUUAUAUUGUAGAUGACGCUUUGUUGUUUUAUAUUGUAGAUUCGGUCUUCCAAGUUAAAAAUCAAGGGCUAAGUUAAGGACUGAACAAGUUUUUCAAAAUUGAAUUCCAGGUAUUUGAAGAGACCAGAAUGCACCCAGUGAACUUACUGUCGCUGAACAGUCAGCUGGCUGGCCUCAUGCUCUUUCCUUUUUGGUUCUACAAAGAUGGAUUGGCAUUAUGGUCGACUUUUACUGACCCUGUCAACUCGGUAGGUAUUGUCUUCUAACUUAACUGUAACUUACUUUACUUACAGAAGGUCACGGAGCCUCUAUCCCACUUCAUCGGCUACCUCUUCAUGUCAGGUGUGUUGUCUUUCAUCCAAAACCUAUGUGCCUUCACCCUCAUUCAUCAACUCACAACUCUAUCGUAUGCCAUUUCGAAUGCUGCCAAACGAAUCGCAGUCAUCAUAAUAUCACUGGUAUACCUUCGCAAUCCGGUUACUCCGAUGAACUUUUUGGGCAUGUUAAUAUCGGUUAUGGGGGUGUUUAUCUACAAUCGAAUCAAGAGUUCGGAGCGAACGAAACGGUCCAAAUCUCCACUGAUUCCGGAGACAAAUGAUGAUUAUAACAGUACCAAGUUCCUGCGGCGUCACGACAGGGUGGUACACUUAGGCGGCAUGAGGAGUACUAAUAGUGAUGUAAAGUAGGUUUUAUGUAUUUUAUGUUAUGGUGCUAAAAAUGAAUUUAUAGUCGGUUUUUUGGUUUUAGGAAUCAGAGUUCCUAUUUGUUCCGGAGCGGGAUUUCAUAAAAAGGCGGAGCCGUAGCUGAAGCCGUAGGCUAAAAUUUUAAACUUUGGAAUUAUUAUACUGAUUAAUGUGAUGAAAAAGUUUUUGGGGUUGUAGAGAGUACGGGUUAUUUUUUUUUUAGAAUAGAAGCGCAUGACCAAGGUUGUUAAGGUAGACAUGAGGAACGGGCCGGCUUGAAUGUUAGGCCCCGUUUGAUCUAAAUUUGUGUCAAGGCCGGCCCGUUCCUCAAGCCUAGUUAUGGAGUUUGAAAAAAAAUAAAAAUGAAAUUUAUAACUUUGAUUUUCAGAUUACUGCUAUCUUCCUAA